GGUAAAACCAAUUUGUUGGAACAAUCCUGGGUGCGUGAGGUUGCUGACGUGCAUCAGAAAACUCCGGCACAAAUUCUUCUCCGAUAUCUGCUUCAGCGAAACAUGAUUGUUAUUCCAAAAUCAUCAAAAAAGGAGCGAAUUGCUGAAAACGCCAAAAUUUUCGAUUUUGAGCUCACGGAGGAAGAAAUGCAUCGGUUGAAUUCUCUUGGUCUCAAUGAGCGCCAGUUCAAGUUUGAGAAGUAA
Echinostoma caproni is the source of this 243-nucleotide messenger RNA. Lineage: Eukaryota; Metazoa; Platyhelminthes; Trematoda; Plagiorchiida; Echinostomatidae. The record is from the annotation of a GenBank genome assembly.